Molecule: messenger RNA, 1020 nt
Organism: Ilyonectria robusta
Lineage: Eukaryota; Fungi; Ascomycota; Sordariomycetes; Hypocreales; Nectriaceae
Product: chaperonin 10-like protein
Exons: 1
Coding region: 1-1020 (339 amino acids)
Cellular component (GO): mitochondrion
Molecular function (GO): oxidoreductase activity
Source: RefSeq, a predicted model, not a curated record
AUGUCUACCCCUAUGCGCAAGGCCGUCAUCACCGGUUAUGGCGACCCCUCCAAUAUCAAGGUCGUCGACGCCGAGAUCGCAGCACCGGCACGGAACGAGGUCCAGGUUGACAUCAUCGUCGCCGGCUUCUCAGGCGCCGACAUCAACAUGCGGCUGGGCCGAUAUCCGAGCCAACUGCCGCCCCCACUGACUCCAGGCUAUUGCUUCGUGGGCCGCGUCCGCAAGAACGGCCCCGGCUCCUCCGUGUAUAAGCAGGGCGACCUUGUGGCGGCCUUGACCAAAUACGACUCCGACGCCGAGAUUAUCAACGUGCCCGAGAAGUUCGUGGUUCCCGUCCCCGAAGGUGUCCCGCACGACGAGGUCGCUGGACUUGUUCUGGACUGGAGCACGGCCUACGCCAUGGUCGUCCGCGUGGCCAAGGUGUCCAAGGGCCAACGAGUCUUCAUCCACGGCCUCAGCGGUGCUGUUGGCUACGCUACCAUGAUUCUAAGUCAGAGACAGGGCGCAACAGUCUACGGUACAGCAUCGGAGCGCAACCACGCCGCUCUCAGGGAGCUCGGUGCCACGCCGUUCGUCUACACCAACAAGAAUUGGAUAGGCGAGGUCAACAAAAUUGGGGGCGUCCACGCCGCCUUCGACGCUCUCGGUCUUGAGAGUUUCGACGAGUCAUACUCCAUCUUGAGCAGCAAGGAAUCGAGCAUCCUCGUGGGCUACGGCGCAAACCUGGACGCUUUGGGCGGAUCGAAAGCGAGAUCGGCCGUCACGUCAGUCCUCAAGCUGUACGCGCGCAACCUGGCAAUUUGGUCCAAAAAGUCUGCCGCCUUCUACCUCAUCACCAGAGACGACAAGAACUACCUACCGGAUCUUCGUACCUUGAUUAGCCUGCUCAAAGGCGGCCAGAUCAAGGUACCAAUCAAGAAGACCUGGGAUUUGGAAGACAUUAGGAGUGCGCAUGAGAACUGGAGUUCCGCUUCAGGGAUGGGGUGCAUAGUCAUCCAUGUUAAAAAAGAUGAAGCAUAA